GGUCCAAGUCAUGUCAGUGCCAGUCCGCCGGACAAUUUUCGUGCAUUUACUUUCUGAGAGUGACUAUUUUGUCGUAAAGGUUUUUUCCUCUUUGUUUAAGGCGUGAAGAUCCUCAAAAUUAUCACACACACACAAAUCUCAAAAUGUCCGGACUCGACACGUACAAGACGCCCCUCGAUGGCAGAUACGCCAGCGAGGAGGCCAAGAAGCUGUUCUCCCAGCGUAACCGUCAUUCCACUUGGAGACAGCUCUGGCUCUGGUUGGCUGAGAGCGAGAAGGAGCUUGGCAUUGAUGGAAUCUCUGAGGAGGCCUUGGAGCAAAUGAGAGCUCACCUGACAUUGACCGACGAGGACUUCAAGGUGGCUGCCGUUGAGGAGAAGAGACGGCGUCAUGACGUGAUGGCUCACGUCCAUGCUUUCGGCCAAGUUGCGCCUGCCGCCGCUGGCAUCAUUCAUCUGGGUGCCACGAGCUGCUUCGUCACUGAUAACGCAGAGCUCAUCCUGAUGAGAAAUGCGAUGGACCUUCUCUUGCCCAAGCUGGCUAAGGUUAUUCACAACCUCUCCCAGUUCGCUCUCCAGCACAAGGAGCUCGCAACUCUCGGAUUCACCCACUACCAGGCCGCACAACUCAUUACCGUGGGACGCCGCGCCGCACAGUGGAUCCAGGACUUGUGCAUGGACUUGAAGAACAUCGAGACUGCGCGUGAGCGCUUGGCAUUCCGCGGUGCGAUGGGAACCACCGGAACGCAAGCUUCCUUCAUGGAGAUCUUCCAGGGAGACGGCGGCAAGAUUGACAAGCUCAACGACCUUCUCUGCGAGAAGGCCGGCUUCCCCAAGACCUAUGACAUCUCAACCCAGACAUACACCCGCAAGACGGAUCUCGACGUCAGCAACGCGAUUUGCGGCCUCGGCGCAACCGCCAUGCACAUUACCAAUGACAUCCGACAUCUCGCCCACUCCAAGGAGAUGGAAGAGCCUUUUGAAAAGGAUCAGAUCGGUUCCUCAGCAAUGGCGUACAAGAGAAACCCCAUGCGCAGCGAGCGUAUCUGCUCUCUCGGACGCAAGCUGCGCUCUUUGCCGGCCAACUUCGCGGAUACGUACGCGGACCAGUGGUUUGAGCGAACUCUCGACGACUCUGCUAUUCGCAGAAUCGAUAUCCCUGAGAUGUUCCUCUUGGCAGAUGCCAUCCUUCUUGGACUUGACAACGUCACGUCAGGCCUGGUCAUCUACCCGGAGGUCAUUCGCGCCCACGUGAUGGAGGAGCUCCCCUUCAUGGCAACCGAGAACAUCAUCAUGAAGAUCGUCGCCAAGGGCGGUUCCCGCCAGGAAGCCCACGAGGAGAUCCGCGUUCUGUCCCACCAGGCCGCCGACGUCGUCAAGAAGCAGGGCGGCAAAAACGACCUCAUCGAGCGCAUCAAGGCCACGGAGUACUUCAAGCCCGUCUGGGACUCCAUCGACCAGCUGCUGGACCCGAACCUGUUCACUGGCCGCUCCGCGACCAUGGUCCAGCGCUACUGCGGCGAGGGCGGCCCCGUCCAGGAGCAGAUCAAGGCCUACGCCGAGUACAUCAAGAACACUAGUGCUGCCGAGCUCAAUGUCUAAGCUGAGAUGGGCUGUGUUGGCGUAGGCUUUCUCGGACUGUGACUAUAGCUGGCUUUUAAGUCGGCCGUGGGUCGGGGGUCACUUGCUUUCAGAUUGUUAUGAGAAGGGAUGAAAAAGAGCGCUUCGGCGGCCUCGUCGCCGAUGUGGCUACAGCACGUGCUAUCAAAAGUUGCUUGUGAUGGCAUUC
Messenger RNA from Colletotrichum godetiae, 1788 nucleotides. Its product is annotated as adenylosuccinate lyase. Gene Ontology annotation, molecular function: N6-(1,2-dicarboxyethyl)AMP AMP-lyase (fumarate-forming) activity; (S)-2-(5-amino-1-(5-phospho-D-ribosyl)imidazole-4-carboxamido) succinate lyase (fumarate-forming) activity. The record is from RefSeq and is a predicted model, not a curated record. NCBI's taxonomy places the organism in Eukaryota, Fungi, Ascomycota, Sordariomycetes, Glomerellales, Glomerellaceae. Gene Ontology annotation, biological process: 'de novo' AMP biosynthetic process. Bases 144 to 1601 code for a protein of 485 amino acids. The transcript is spliced from 18 exons. Gene Ontology annotation, cellular component: cytosol.